AUGGACUCUGGCGAUGUUGGCACCCAUGGUCUUAGCCUCAGCGAGCCGUCGUUGGUCGCCCCAAAAGUCGACAUACUUGGACCAAUCAAUGCUGCAUACCGCGAGGCUCUUUUGGAGAUGCUGAAGCCGGGAUCACGCGAGACGUACAAAUCAUAUCUGGAAUAUGUUGUUCUCGGUCUCGUCGGUAUUUUCGGGGAGGUGGAGUCGUGUACUUCAGAAGUUCUCGCCGUCACUGCUUUGCUGUACAUGGGCAACCCCGAUAUCAAGACUGUCCAUGCUGCAGCUUGGAGGAAUGAAGACGUCACCAAGUUCGCUCGCUGCUUGCAUAGCACCGCCUCAACUGUUGUCCGGUCGAUGAAGGAUAAGUAUACUUCGGCAGCUCAGCCUCACAUUCCUCUCAUCGUCCGCGGUUGUAACAUUCAUUCUGAGGUGGAGUCCUUUAUCAAAAUGAUCCAGGGCGAUCUCUUGAUCUGGGAUCCAAGGCAUUGGAGCCGACCCUUUUCGCUCUGCGAGUGGCUUCUCAAGAUUGUGCAGCAUGAUGAAUUUGACUUGGACCAGCUGGACCGUCCUGAACUGCUUGAAAUCCGUCACAAGUGGAAGACCAGCGCUGACUACGCUGGCCUGCGCGCUUUUGUUAACCACGAUAUCGAGUUCUGGCAGGUCAAGGAGUUUGAUCCUACUCACUACCCUGACAACCAGCCGCAGACCGCCACCCUUGCCGACUUUCUUUCCGAGAAGCUCACCAUUGACCAGGACGAAGAAAAGGACAAAGACUCUUCAAGCUCGGAUGCCACACUCAAUGAGGAGAGUGUCGAGGAAGAAGAAGGGCUUAGCGCUGAGGAGCAAGCUGCCAGAUUGAAGAAGGAGGUCUGGCCCCACAAACUGAUCCAGCUUCUCAUGGUCGACAUCCUGGACGUCGCUGAUGCGCUCUGCACGACACCCCAUGUAUCUCGAGACGUUCCCUACGACAAGUUCUGGAGGUCCGCCGGUGCGGUCGUCUUCGACGAGGCCACCCAUCUCUCCAAGUCAGACGCCGUGAUCGUGUGGGGCAACACGAUGAGGCCUUGUGCAAUGGCCGGCAAAGAAGGCCAGACUCCUUGGAGCGGAAUCGAUCCCUUCAAGACGCAUGAGGACGGACCACACAAGGGCGACUACUAUAACCGCUUCGGACCCGAGGCCAAGGUCUCUGCUCUGGAAUUCAUGCGCACAACGGGAUGGCCGUGCUUCGAGGCGGCGUCGUCGGAUAUGCCCAAGUUCGGUGAGGAUAUGAACUCGUUCGAUAAUGUUGAUGGAGGUUGGUGA
This is a messenger RNA of Colletotrichum siamense, 1302 nucleotides long. RefSeq lists its product as uncharacterized. The coding region runs from base 1 to 1302 and encodes 433 amino acids. The transcript has a single exon. The record is from RefSeq and is a predicted model, not a curated record. NCBI's taxonomy places the organism in Eukaryota, Fungi, Ascomycota, Sordariomycetes, Glomerellales, Glomerellaceae.